Eucalyptus grandis is the source of this 693-nucleotide messenger RNA. Its product is annotated as (-)-germacrene D synthase-like. Gene Ontology annotation, molecular function: terpene synthase activity; magnesium ion binding. Bases 1 to 693 code for a protein of 230 amino acids. The record is from RefSeq and is a predicted model, not a curated record. The transcript is spliced from 4 exons. NCBI's taxonomy places the organism in Eukaryota, Viridiplantae, Streptophyta, Magnoliopsida, Myrtales, Myrtaceae.
AUGGCCAGAGAGAUACUAACCAAAGUGAUCUCCCUCACUUCCAUUAUGGAUGAUAUCUAUGAUAUCUAUGGCACAUUGGAAGAACUUGCACUCCUCAAUGAAGCAAUCCAAAAGUGGGAUGUUGAUGCCAUGGAUGGAUUACCAGAGUAUAUGCAAGCUUAUUUCAAGGAGUUUCUCCAGCUCUAUGAAUAUAUUAGGAAUCAAUUGGUUGCAAAAGGAAGAUCGUACCGCCUUAUCUACGCAAAAGAAGUCGAAGCCAAAUGGUUCCACACCAACUACAUACCAACACUAGAAGAGUACAUGUCGCUUCAACUAAUAACGACUGGCUAUGGAUUGUUAGCAACUACAUCACUUGUAGGAAUGGAUGAUGUGGUCACAGAACAUGUUCUUAAAUGGUCGGUCGGUGAUUACAAGAUUGUGAAGGCUGCACAAACCAUCUGUAGGCUCAUGGAUGAUGUUUCCUCUCACGAGGAAGCUAGGGAGGAACUCCUAAAAAGAGUCAUUGAUGCAUGGAAGGACAUCAAUGAAGAGUUUCUUCAUCCAACCAUAGUCCCAAUGUCAGUUCUCAUGCGAAUACUCAAUUUCUCGCGGGUGGUAGAUGUGUUAUAUAGCGAUGGAGAUAAUUACACCCAUUCUAAAACUAAGCUCAAAAAUUAUGUGACAUCGCUCUUCGCCAAUCCCUUGCCAAUGUAA